UCUUCUCAAUCUGUCCCUUCCGUUACGUAUCAGGUCAGACAGCGACGCACCAUGGAAGGGCAGCUCGUCGCCGCGCUUAGAGGAACACUGGAGCCCAACGUGGAGACAAUCCGAGCGGCAGAGCACCACCUCAAGCACGAGCUUCACGAGGACCCAUCGACUGGGCAAGCUCUGCUCAACAUCAUCUUCAGCUCUUCCGAGGGCGGCGUGAAUUUGGCCGUUCGCCAGGCUGCAGCGGUCAAUCUCAAUGCUUGGAUCAAGGAGAGGUGGAGCGCCUACUUUGAUGAGUUUCGAGGCUUCGGUGCAGGGAAAGAGGUUUUGCCGCUCGAGCUUAAGCCGCCGAUCCGCGAGGCGUUGCUACGCGGUCUGGUACUGGAGGACUCCAAGCUGCGGGGGCCCAUGAGCAAGGCCUUGGUCAAUGUGGCGGCUUGCGACUGGCCAGACGAGUUCCCUGACCUCGUGCCUCGGAUCAAGGCGCUAUUGCAGGGCGGCACGCCCGGGCACAAUCAGGUGGCCGAGGUGGGUGCCCUGGCGUUUCUCGACGAUUGGAUCAAUCGAGACAUCGACGAGGUGGGACUCAUGACGGUGACGAGGGAGCUUCUUCCGGAUCUCGAGCGGAUCUUGGGUCAAGCUGGGACCUACCCAGCGACGGUCCGAUGCCACUGCAUCAGCAUCUUCAACCAGCUUCUCGAAACCCUCCUCAUGGUCCGUGAGACUUUUGUCGAGGCUUCCAAGGCGGUUGCCGACGACCUCCUUCCCCGGUGGCUCACGGCGCUAGAGGGUCUCGUCGCCUCGGACUCCACGCCCUCCAGCCUCCAGACCUUUGAUCGUUCCGUCGGUGAAGAAGCGGCCUUGCAAGUGCAGGCAUGGAACGUGCUCCGAACGGCCUGCCACUUUACAGGCCACUUUAAGCCAAGGGCUCGAUCGCUCGUAGAGCUGGCUCUGGAAAGACUGAGAGCCCUUCUUGAGCCAGUUGAACGCUUCCACAUCUCGCCAGCAGAGGAGCAGGAAGACAUCGAAGAUGCAGCACCGUCUGAUGCCGUCUUCUUUGCUACACCCUCUGAGCUAGCCAGGUCCAUCAUUGAUUUCGUGGGCGUUGCGGUCGACUAUCUCCUUUUUGCCGCCAAGAAGGACCGGACAGGGUCGUCGAUCGAGGGACUCACACCGGCAGUCGUGUCCUUGCUCCGGUCCUACUCGCAGGUGACAAAGUCCGACGAGGAGGAAUGGUCGGAGAACGUGUCUACUUUUGUCGCGGCGGCCGAGGACGAAGCUCUGGGCGCUCUGGCCUCGUCCACGAGAGCACGAUGUCUCGAUGUCGUCGCCGAGAUGCUGGCGAGAAGGCAAGGACAGACGAUGGCUGCCCUCGAUGAGGCAAUGCGAGCAGGUCACCAACGUGGGCAAAGUAAGCGAAAAGAGGGGGUGGCAGCCUGGUGGAAGGAGGAAGAGGCUGGUCUGGCUCUCAUCGGGGGUGUCGCAGAGGACAUCGUCGAGCAGCUGCAAGAGGGUGCCCCAUCGACAUCAUUCAACCUUGAGAGCAUCUUUACGCAGAGCGUCCUGCCUCACAUUCAUCCCGAAUCACCACCUUUUCUCUAUGGCCGAUGCUUUGUCUUUGCAUCGCAGUUCGCUCCGGUCCUGCCACAGGCCCUUGCAAGGCAGUUCCUGGACGCUGCUGUCAACGUCAUCGAGGAGGCGUCAACUUCGUCCGAGGGACAGGUCAUCGUCAAGCUGUCAGCUGUUCGAUGCUUGAAGAACUUCCAUCGGCACCUGCCAGAGGACGUGGUAAGGCCCUAUACCGGCCGCAUUCUCUCUCAACUCGGUCCACUGCUGUCCAACGCCACGGAGGACACCCUAAUCCUCAUCGUCGAGACUCUUCAAGCCGUCGCUGUACAGAGUGAAGGCCACCUCGUCGAUCCUGCCGCCGCCGGAGUGCCGCCACAGGUCUAUGGCGAGAUCGUCGCCGAAUCUAUCAAGGCAUGGGCAAAAGAAGCAAAGGACCGCAUGCUACAAUCCGUCGUCGAGGAUCUCGUAGAAGCAUUCUCGGCGCAGAAGAGCGAAACUAUUGCCAUUGAUGUUGUCGAUCGAGUCGUGCCCAUGCUCGCUCAUCUUCUCUCGCCAGACAUACUUGCCCAAUCAUCGGCCGGUGGCGGUGUCCUAGUCGAGGGCUCCUUGGAAUUCGCUGAUGCCAUCGCCCGAGGUGCCAAGCCCGAGGUGCUGACUCGGAGUGGCCUGAUUGGCGGCUAUUUGCCCCAUCUCUUCAGGGCCCUGGAAGCCGGCGACGAUCGUGAAGCUUUUACAAAUGGUGCUAGCUUCCUUUCUCACAUCAUCGCCAAGAUACCAGAACAAGUCUUCGAAUGGCAAGAUAGUUCGGGUCAGGGGGCCACAUCUCACAUUCUCGUCCUCAUCUCCAAGAUGAUUUCGACAGAGGACAGCUCCGAGAGCGGCGGGCUGGCAGUGGGCGACCUGCUGACUACGUUGCUGCGCAAGGCGCCCUCGCAGCUUCAAGACUCGCUCCCAGGCCUCUGCACUGCUCUCGUCGAUCGCCUUGCUUCUGCUCAGUCUUCUUCGUUGAGCCAGAGCCUCAUCAUCCCCUUGGCCUUCCUCAUGAACGACCAUGGACCAACGGUCAUUGCGCUGCUGCAGCAGCACAUGGUAUUGUCGCGGGGCGAAACGGGCCUGACAGUAUUGGCCAAGCAGUGGAUUGACCACGCAGAAACUAUUCAAGGCUUCUGGAACCAGCGAGUGAGCACCCUUGGGUUGUCGGCUCUGCUCAAGGCGAGGGUGCCGUCGCUCGAUCAGGUCAUUGUCAAUGGCGAUCUCAUUCCAGACGAUAGCAAUGUCAUUCGAACGAGAUCUCGAGCCAAGUCGACCCCUCAUCGGUACACACAGGUGCCCCUUCCGGCAAAGGCGCUCAAGGUCCUUAUCAAUGACUACCGUUCGGCGCAGACUGGUCCACCCAGCUCCUCGUCCACUCAAGUGCCCGGCCAGCGCGCCCCGACGCCCGACACGGAUGAUGGGAACGACGAGUGGGACGAUGACGAACCCAUAGACGGGGGUUUGAGGAAGGACGAACAGUUCCUGUCAGACAUGCUGGGCGAAGACCUCGAGGGAGGGCUCGAAGACUUGAUCGCUCAGCACGACGAGGAGGUGUACAAGGAUGAUGCCAUUUACAACAUGAAUCUCAAGGCCUACCUCGAAGACUUUUUCCGGCAGGAGGCGAGUCAGAGCGAUGCCGGCGCUCGAAUUGCCGCCUAUCUCACGUCCAACGAGGUCGAGCUUCUCAAGAAAGCGAUCUCCUAAUGUUCUACAAUACAAAUACCAUCUUCUUCUUCUGAUCCUAAUGCUUGAUGUAC
Acaromyces ingoldii is the source of this 3350-nucleotide messenger RNA. Its product is annotated as ARM repeat-containing protein. The transcript has 7 exons. The record is from RefSeq and is a predicted model, not a curated record. Gene Ontology annotation, cellular component: nuclear envelope; cytosol. Gene Ontology annotation, biological process: protein import into nucleus. NCBI's taxonomy places the organism in Eukaryota, Fungi, Basidiomycota, Exobasidiomycetes, Exobasidiales, Cryptobasidiaceae. The coding region runs from base 52 to 3297 and encodes 1081 amino acids. Gene Ontology annotation, molecular function: small GTPase binding.